GAGCUGUGUUGUCAUUUUAUGUAAAUGAAGCAAAUUCGCUGAAAGAUCUAAAGGGGCCUCAGUAAGCAGAAUGUGACUCUGGAGCUCUGGCCCCGUCUCCUGGACUGCUGCUGCUGCUCACUGUGCAAGCAGAGUCAGACUCAGAGGUCUGGAAUAUCUGUUCCGUGACUUGUAGAAAGAGAGAGAGAGAGAGAGAGAGGGAGGAGAGGAGGGGAAAGAAAAGAGGAGGGGGGCUCAAGAGGAGAGGAGUGUAAUAGGAAACCAGUCCACCCUUCUCUCUCUCAAUCUUCUCAACCUCUCUCCUUCCCUGUCCCGCAGUCAGCCGGUUGGAAUAACACCUCGCUUCACUCUCGCUGGGGAAGUCCACGCAACACUACGUCUGAGACUACAGCACUCACCCACUCCCUGCUCAGUGAGGACAGCACGGCUGGGAAGCCUCAGAAGGUGGGCUGGUCUGGGUGUCUCCUCAGCAGUCAUGGGGAGAUCAGGAGCGCUCUGGGUUUGGUUGCUUGGGACGAGCAUGCAGUUGUUACUUCCCCUCGUCCUCUGUGUCACCUGCAUCCAUGGUCUUUUUCCACCACAGCCACGUGUCUUCCUGUCAUUUCAAGAAUUACAGAAAAUCCAGUCCUUUGAGCACUACACUUUGUCUGAGAAAGCCAUGGACUAUAGGAUCCUCUUCAUGGACGAAGAUCAAGACCGUAUGUACGUGGGCUGCAAAGACCAUGUACUCUCGAUGGACAUCAACAACAUCAGCCAGACCCCGCUGAAGAUCUUCUGGCCGGCAUCCACUAGUAAGAUCGAGGAGUGUCAGAUGGCUGGCAAAGACCCCACACAUGGAUGUGGAAACUUCUUACGAGUGAUUCAGCCUUAUAACAGGACUCAUCUGUUCAUCUGCGGCAGUGGAGCCUACAGCCCAGUGUGUGCAUAUGUUAACCGUGGCAGGCGUCCUGAGGAGCAAGUCUUCCAAAUCUCUUCCCGAGCAGAAUCAGGGAAAGGAAGAUGCUCGUUUAACCCACAAGUCAACACCAUCUCAGUCAUGCUCAAUCAGGAGCUGUUCUCUGGCAUGUACAUUGACUUCAUGGGGACAGACGCGGCAAUCUUCAGGAGCCUGACCACAAGGAACGCAGUGAGGACGGACCAACAUAACUCCAAAUGGCUGAGCGAGCCAGUGUUCAUCGAUGCACACUUGAUUCCUGAUGGCUCAGACCCAAACGACGCCAAACUUUACUUCUUCCUGCGUGAGAGACUGACAGACAGUAGUGGAAACACUAAGAACAUCCACGCUAUGGUGGCUCGAGUCUGCCCUAAUGACACUGGUGGUCAACGCAGUCUGGUGAACAAGUGGACCACAUUUCUGAAGGCUCGGCUGGUAUGUUCGGUUCUAGAGGAGGACGGUACAGAGACCCACUUUGAUGAGCUCGAGAAUGUGUUUUUAUUGGAGACGGACCACCCAAAGGGCCUCCUCAUCUUUGGAGUUUUCACCUCUACAAGUUCUGUGUUCAGAGGUUCUGCUGUCUGUGUGUACAACAUGGCCGACAUCCUGACGGUCUUCAAUGGACCGUUUGCGCACAGGGAAGGACCCAACUUCCAGUGGGUGGCUUUCCAGGGCCGGAUCCCAUACCCACGACCGGGAACUUGUCCUGGUGGUGCGUUCACCCCUCAUAUCCAGAGUACUAAAGAGUUUCCAGAUGAUGUGGUGACGUUCGUGAGGAAUCACCCCGUCAUGUUUAACCCCAUCUACCCGGUCGGCAGGAAACCUCUGGUGGUGCGGACACAUGCCGAUUACAAAUACACCUCUAUAGCUGUGGACCAGGUCACUGCUGUGGACGGACACUACCAGGUUCUAUUCCUGGGCACAGAUAAAGGCACGGUACAGAAGGUCGUGGUUCUGCCGUCAAACGGCUCUCUGGAUGAGGAUCUAAUCCUGGAGGAGCUGGAAGUGUUUAAGGAAGGCAGAUUUUUAAUGGGAACAAAGACUGGGCAUGAGGUGAGGAAAAGGUUACUCUACACAUGGAAAAAAAAAAUCCAUUACCCCACUGGCAAGAGGAGAAGCAGAAGGCAGGAUAUUAUGCAUGGGAAUCCACUGACUCAGUGCAGAGGGUUCAAUCUAAAAGCCUACAGGAAUGCAGUGGAGAUGACUCAGUAUGGAGUAAAAAACAACACCACCUUCCUGGAGUGUCAGCCCAAAUCUCCCCAGGCCUCAGUUAAAUGGCUCAUUCAGAGAGACAACGAUCGCAGGAAAGAGGUGAAGCUGAGCGAUCGUGUGGUGUCCACCAAUCACGGCUUGCUCAUCCGUUCAGUGCAUUCCUCAGAUCAGGGUGUGUAUUACUGCCUGGCCACAGAGAAUGGCUUCAAGCGCACACUUGCUAAAAUCAGUCUCCAGAUUCUGAGCGAAGCUCUGGUCAGCGCUCUGAGCAACAAACAGUCUCCCUGGGGCUGGGCAGCCUCACUGCACCCUAAAGCCCUGGUGUCAGCCUUCAGCCCGGCUGAGACGUUGGCCAUGCACCAAUACUGCAAGGAACGCAAACAGAUGCAGAGUCUGCAGAACAUACAGAACCCCAUGAGAGGUGAUCUGGGCAAACUCAAACCCUUGCUGGACCACAGGAAGAGCAGGAACCGCCGAAACCACUUACAAGAGGAAUAGAGUCGAAACAUGAACAAAGGAAAUGGAUGGAGAGAUGAUGAAAAGGAAAAAAAGACAUGCAUCAGGAGAGAACUCGAGUGGAAAAUAAAGGAGGAGAAUGCUGGAGAAGAUUCCUCUGUUAUGAACCUCAAUUGUGGUUCUUCAAGAUCAAAGCAUCUCAGGUGCUUCCUGUACAGCAGUCUUAUAUACACGAACGCCCAGAGCAGAGGACUCGGAGACAUCCUCACACACAGGCACUCAAGCCAAUUUGUUUCAAGCAGCAUAAUACAAAAUGCCAUG
This is a messenger RNA of Sinocyclocheilus rhinocerous, 2923 nucleotides long. Its product is annotated as semaphorin-3C-like. Lineage: Eukaryota; Metazoa; Chordata; Actinopteri; Cypriniformes; Cyprinidae. The record is from RefSeq and is a predicted model, not a curated record. Gene Ontology annotation, cellular component: plasma membrane. Gene Ontology annotation, molecular function: chemorepellent activity; semaphorin receptor binding. Bases 476 to 2644 code for a protein of 722 amino acids. Gene Ontology annotation, biological process: semaphorin-plexin signaling pathway; positive regulation of cell migration; axon guidance. The transcript has 18 exons.